CCCUGGCCAUUAGGCGGCUGUGCGUUAAGUGGUAGACGCCGGGGGAGAGCCGGCGAGGGGCGGACCCCAGCGCCCACAGUGACGGGGGCGCGCGCCGCCGGCUCCGCCUGAAGACUCAAGCCGGCGGGCGAGCGGGCCCGUCAUUGGCAGCGGCGGCAUGGUCUUCUGUCUGGAGAACGAGGAGCCGCGCCUCCCUCAACGAAGCGCCAUGGUCCACUUCCAGGCCUCGGAAGUCCAGCAGCUGCUACACAACAAGUUCGUGGUCAUCUUGGGGGACUCAAUCCAGCGGGCUGUGUACAAGGACCUGGUGCUCUUGCUCCAGAGGGACUCACUGCUCACAGCCGCCCAGCUGAAAGCCAAGGGGGAGCUGAGCUUUGAACAGGACCAGCUGGUGGCUGGGGGUCAGCUGGGCGAGCUGCACAACGGGACGCAGUACCGGGAGGUCCGCCAGUUCUGCUCGGGUUCUGGCCACCACCUUGUGCGCUUCUACUUCCUCACCCGCGUUUACUCCGAGUACCUCGAGGGCGUCCUGGAGGAGCUGACGUAUGGGCCUGCCCCGGACCUGGUGAUCAUCAACUCCUGCCUCUGGGAUCUCUCCAGGUAUGGCCGCUGCUCGAUGGAGAGCUACCGGGAGAACCUGGAGCGGGUGUUUGUGCGCAUGGACCAGGUGUUGCCAGAUUCGUGCCUGCUGGUGUGGAACAUGGCCAUGCCCUUGGGGGAGCGCGUUACUGGGGGUUUCCUUCUGCCAGAGCUCCAGCCCCUGGCAGGGUCUCUGCGGCGGGAUGUCGUUGAAGGGAACUUCUACAGUGCAACACUGGCCGGGGACCACUGCUUUGAUGUCCUCGACCUCCACUUUCACUUUCGGCAUGCGGUACGGCACCGUCACCGGGACGGUGUCCAUUGGGACCAACAUGCUCACCGCCACCUCUCACACUUGCUUCUGACCCAUGUGGCCGACGCCUGGGGCGUGGAGCUGCCCAAGCGUGACUAUCCCUCUGACCCGUGGAUUGAGGACUGGCCAGUGCUGGAUCAUCCGUUCCAGGGGAACCAUGGGCAGCCCCCAGACUUCGGGGAGAAGCUGGCCUUGCCCCCACCCCAGCUCUCUCCCCUGCUCCCUCCCAUGCCUUUCCCCUACCCCAUUCCUCAGCCCUCGCUACCUCCCUUGUUUCCACCCCUGCCCCAGGACACCCCUUUUUUCCCAGGCCAGCCCUUCCCACCCCACAAAUUCUUCAAUUGUAAUUCAACAGAAGACUUCUCGAUGUCAUCCCACUUAGGAUUGGGUUCAGUCACUGCUGGAUCUACACCAACAUCUGUAGACUCGUUAAUCAACUCACUGAUUGUCACAGUUUGCUGGUUUGGAGGUAGGGGAAAUGGUGUGGCCAUCUUGUGGAUGGGGAAACGGAAGCCCAGAGAAGCUCCUCCUGGAGAACUAAAACUGCCCGGAGGCAGAGCUGGGCUCACCUGCUCAGAAGCCCACUCUCUGAUAAUGGCUGGUUCUUUUGUAGGAUGUGGCCCUGGAGUGAACUUUGUGCCUGGCCUCCUGCCACCUCCAGUCUCUGGCCCUAUCCCCCAUGGUCAGCACUGGGGCCCAGUGGUCCACCGGGGGAUGCCACGCUGUGCUCCCAACAGCCCCUACCACGUGCCGAGGAUGGGGGGGCCCUGCAGGCAGCGGCUCAGACACUCAGACAGACUGAUCCACACAAACAAACUGGACAGACAGCCUCCUGCCCAUUCGGGGACAUGGCCUGGAUAGACUGGAUCUUGGACUGGGGCUGGAUGUGCCAGUGGCCCUACAGGGCCUGCUUGCCACCCCCGGUGCUGGGUCAGGGUGUCUGUUAUGCCUGGCAUUGUUCUUGUCCAUUGCUGUCACUAAUAAAGGCAUGGAAGAACA
Molecule: messenger RNA, 1891 nt
Organism: Ailuropoda melanoleuca (giant panda)
Lineage: Eukaryota; Metazoa; Chordata; Mammalia; Carnivora; Ursidae
Gene: PCED1A
Product: PC-esterase domain containing 1A
Exons: 8
Coding region: 158-1753 (531 amino acids)
Source: RefSeq, a predicted model, not a curated record